AUGGCGCCCGUGGCCGCCUUCACCAUGGCUGGCUUGUUGUUUUUCUACACGCGGUCGUCAAUUCGGGCAGCGAGGCGGAAUGCGAUACUAUAUACAGCUCCUGGUUUCCAUUUUUCAACCCGAACCAUCCAAGAGAGCAGAUCACAGCAGACGUCAUCCGGAUAA
This is a messenger RNA of Chaetomium globosum CBS 148.51, 165 nucleotides long. RefSeq lists its product as uncharacterized. The coding region runs from base 1 to 165 and encodes 54 amino acids. NCBI's taxonomy places the organism in Eukaryota, Fungi, Ascomycota, Sordariomycetes, Sordariales, Chaetomiaceae. The record is from RefSeq and is a predicted model, not a curated record. The transcript is spliced from 3 exons.